Messenger RNA from Acanthisitta chloris (rifleman), 3239 nucleotides. RefSeq names its product forkhead-associated (FHA) phosphopeptide binding domain 1 (gene FHAD1). Gene Ontology annotation, molecular function: protein binding. NCBI's taxonomy places the organism in Eukaryota, Metazoa, Chordata, Aves, Passeriformes, Acanthisittidae. The transcript has 23 exons. The annotation marks the transcript as partial. The record is from RefSeq and is a predicted model, not a curated record.
AUGAGAGCCUUUCUAAAGAGCUCAGAGAGAUGUUUCCAGCUGAAACCUCACACCACCACCAUUGGCAGCAGCAGAGGGGCUGACAUCGUCCUGCAGGCUGCAGGUGUAGCAGGUCGUCAUGCAGCCCUCAAGUUCUCCACCUCAGAGAACAGCUUCAUCCUUCAGGACUUCAACUCCCUCCAUGGCACCUUUGUCAACAGCUGCCAGAUCCAAAAUGCAUCUGUCAGAGUGAGGCAUGGGGAUAUCCUGCGCUUUGGCACAGCAGGAACAUCCUUCCAGCUGCUGGUGGAUGGGGCUGCCCAGGAUGAGAAGCUUCUGCGACUGGAAAAGGAAAUGAGUCACCUCUCUGGUUUGGAAACAGCAGCAAAGCGCAAAGACAUGGUGAUAAGGCUUCUGCAGGAGGAGAUCACAGCCAUGGCAAAGACCCUGGCCCAGGCAGCAGCGAGGAACGAGGUGGAACUGACCCAGAAGCUGCUCACCUUCAACCAAGAGCUGGGAGCCAAAACAGAGGAGAUCAAAAGCCUGAGGGAACAGAUCAAUGACCUGCAGAAAGGCUCAAGUCAGGUUUUCAGCCAUUCCCUCUGUGAAAGAGACCUGGAGAUUGGGAGGCUGCAGAGAGAAAGUGAGAAGUUGAAGAAGGACCAUGCUUUGGCAGCAGGUCUGGUGAGCAGCUUGCAGAGAGAGGUCCUGCAAAAGGAGCAGAAAAUCCAGCAACUCCAGCAACAGAUUGAAGAACUUAAGAAGGAAAACCAAGAGAAGGACAACCAGCUGGCAGUUGUUUCUGCCAAGUGCUCAAGGAUUAAAGAGGAAACCAAGCAUGAACUUGAAGAGCGAGAAAUAAUCGCCUGCCGAAACCGCAUCAGGGAGCUGGAGCAGGACCUGGAGGGGCUGCAGAGGGAGAUCCAGAAGCAUUGUGCAGAGCAGCAGAGUGGCCAGAAGCAGCUGGCUGAGAAAGCCAAGGCUGAGCAGCUGAGGGAGAUGGGGCGCAGGGAGCGUCUGCUGCGAGCCGACAUACAACGAGCUGGGCAGCAGGUGAUAGAGAAGGUCAGGCAGAUCUCUGAUGAGAACCAACAAAGUUGCAAGAGGGAGAAGUGUCUGCAGGAGGAGCUAAGCUCCAGGAUCAAGAAGGAGAAGGAGGUGUCUGCAAACAUCGAGGUGUUCAAGAACUCCCUGCAGAAGCUUCAGGUCAGUCCUGAGGACAAAGUGGCAGCUGGGAGACAGCAGCACAGGGUGUUUUGGUGGCCUGAGUUGGUCCAGACUUGCCUGAGGAGCUCCUGUAGCAGCACCAACCUGAGAGAGGAGCUGGGGCAGCUGGAGGCAAUGUGCCUGGACCAAUCCAUCUCAACCAUCAAGGCAGCAGUGGUGGAAGUGGCACAUGAGCAAUUAGAGAGACUUCAGGAGUCACAGGCAGAGUUGCUGCAGGAGCACACAAAGGAGCUGGAAGCAAAACAUGAGCAAGACAUAGAGAUAAAAAUCCAGCAAAUUAUCUUGGAAAAGGACAAGGAGAACAAAGAGAUUCUGGAGAGUGCUGUUGCUGAGGAGAAGAUCAAGUGCAAGAAAUCCAUGGAGGAAGAACAGAAGAAGAUCCAAGAGCUGGAAAGCCACCUGAGAAGCAUAGCUGAGGCAACAGCAAGGAAGACAGAGGAGCAGGAGGUGACAGAGAGCAAACUGAGAGAAGCUUUGUAUAAGCUGGAGGAAAGCACUGUGAGACAGGAGGUGUUACAGCAGCAGGUCCUCACACAGAAUGAGCAGGUCAAGGCUAUCCAGGAGGAGAACGAGUUUCAGAGGCAGAAACUGCAGGAAGAAGUGGCAGGAUACAGGGAGCAAAGCAAACAGCAUUCCCUGACCAUCAUGGCUUUAGAGGAGAGGCUGCAGGAGGCCACUCAGCAGCAGAAGAUGCUGGAGGAGGAUAAGGCAGCACUUGUGGAAAAAAUGGAAGGUUGGAAACUGCAGGAGGAGCUGGCAAUGGCACAGAAAAUGCUUCUGGACAAGGAGGUUGUCAUCCAGAGACUCACCAGGGAGCUGUCAGAAACCAGAGCCAGAAUGUCAGACUUGAGAGGGGAGCUCAGUGAGGAGCAGAAGGUGAAGCUGGAGCAGAACCAGUGCUGGCUGAAGCACCAGGAGAGGGAAGUAAACCAGCUCAGGGAGAAGUUAUCCCAGAUGUCCUGCCUCGUGGAGGAGAAGGAUCGAGCCCUGAAAGCAGCAGCUGAACAGUUAAGACAAGCCCAAGCCCACUGCCAGGUGCUGAGAGAUGCCUCCCAACAAACAGUGGAAAAGCCAGAGAAUACUCCCAGGACACCAGUGGAGGUGGGUGAAGCCUCACAGAGGGUUCAAGUGGAGUUCAUGCUGAGCCAGAUGAGUGAGAACCAGCUGGGUUACUUUUUCCAGGAGCUGCCAUCAGACUUGGCUGACCUCGGUGCGAAAUGCAGAGGCCUCAGGCAUGAGGAAACGAUCCAACGCCAAAAAGAAGGUUUGGCUGAGCUCCGGGAGAGAGUAAAGAUGCUGGAGAAGAGGCAGUGCUCAGCUGCCAUGAAGAAAAGUUUGGAGCCAACGGUGAUCCUGACAAAAGAUAUGCCAGAGAAAAUAAUCCAGCAAACUGGUCUUGAGAUGGAACCAACAUCCAUGGUGGGAACAAAAUUGAAGGCUGGCAAGGUUCCUGGUCAUGUUCCUAUUGGGCUCUCUCUCAGGAUCAUCAAUAGGGUAGCAGGCUCAGAGUCAGCUGAGGCAACAGACCUCGGGGAGAAGAUGUACCUUGAUGUAAUCGGUGCUCUGGGAAGCCUGAUGGAGAUGAAGGAGCUGUCGGGAUUGCAGCCUGUGCAGCACCUUCCUUGGGAGGAGAGGGAAGAAGCAGGACUGCAGAGACAAAAUGCAUUGGAGUUGCUGUACAAGAAGAUCAGGAACCUCCAGAAUCGCCUGGAAAGGAAAGAAGAACUGCUGAAAGAGUAUGAGGGCUGCAUGGAGCAGCUCAGGCAGAACCAAGAGUCCCUGCAAAGGUGCCAGGAGAAGAUUUCCAGCCUGGAAGAUGAAGCACACAGGGAAGCAGAAGAGAAGGCUCUGCUGCGAGAGGCACUGGAGAGGACACAGCUUGAGCUGGACCAGAAGAGGCUGCAGAGAGCAGCCAAGAGGCACAAGCCUGGAGCCAUGAAACCUCCCUGCUCAGGCAAGCUGAAGGCCAAAGAGCACACGGCAGAUGCUGUCAAGACAGGAAGCUCAUGGGAGAGACACCACAGGGGCCUUCA